Molecule: messenger RNA, 440 nt
Organism: Quercus lobata
Lineage: Eukaryota; Viridiplantae; Streptophyta; Magnoliopsida; Fagales; Fagaceae
Product: replication protein A 70 kDa DNA-binding subunit D-like
Exons: 3
Coding region: 9-440 (143 amino acids)
Source: RefSeq, a predicted model, not a curated record
UCUAUUGUAUGGCUGUUGUGAAAAAAGUAAAUGCUGAAAAUGGAUGGCAUUAUAUUUCAUGCACUGAUUGUCAUAAAAAGGCUAAAACAAUUGGAUCUACAUUUUGGUGUGAAGGUUGCAAGAAAGGAUUUUCUUCUCCAACAAUAAGGUACAGAUUAGAAUUACAUGUCAAGGAUGAAAGUGGCAGCACAAUAUUUGUGGUAUUUGACAAGGAAGCAGAGAAAAUUGUUCGUAUUCCUGCUACACAAGUCUAUACUACAGAAAUAAAGGAUGAGGAUGAUGAUGAGGAUGUUGUUCCAAAGCCAAUAAAGAAUUUACUUGGAAAAACAUACAUGUUCCAGAUAAAAAUCAAUCCAAAAAACAAUUUCACUACAAAACAAAAUUUCACGGCCAUUCAUGUGUUUGAAGAUCAUGAGUAUAAGCAGUUGCAACAUGAAUAG